Messenger RNA from Polistes canadensis, 1059 nucleotides. RefSeq lists its product as uncharacterized. Bases 96 to 950 code for a protein of 284 amino acids. NCBI's taxonomy places the organism in Eukaryota, Metazoa, Arthropoda, Insecta, Hymenoptera, Vespidae. The transcript has 4 exons. The record is from RefSeq and is a predicted model, not a curated record.
GAAGUUCCCACCGGAAGUUACUCAUCAGCUAUCGCUACCAAACUACAUACUCUGCCUUUGUCUUCGUAGGAACAUACUUUAGAUAUUAAAUUGUAAUGGCGUUCGAGUUAGAUGAUCUUUUGAAGGACGAUAAAAAAGAUGCUAAUUUAAUACCAGAUCUGAGUAAAGCAACGUGUAAUUCUCAAGAGGAAUUCAGACGAUUAUUAGAACAUUGUCCAGAAUUUAAAAUCAAAACAGACAAGGUAAAAAGAGAAGAUACCAAAGUACGCGAUAAGGAAUUUUCUUGGAAAACAACUAAAAAAGAAUUAAAAGCUAUAGAGAAAGAAUGGGCAUACGGAGAUCCUAUACCACCUGACAUGAAAAAUUUAAGUCUUCGCGAAUUACAACAAGUUGCAAUAGAUUGGAGAAUGCUUACGCCGAUCAGACCAAAACUUCGUCAAGAUGAGGAGUUGUUUUCAAGAUUGGUAGAAAUGGGCAAAUUAGAAGCAAAAACUCGUAUAAAAGAACGACGCUCUUUUAUAAGUCCAAUAAGACGUAACAAAAACCGAGCAGGUAUUAUUGAGAGUAGUGUUAAGAUUUGCGGGGAGUGUGGUGAAGAAUAUUGUUUCGGUGAAACUUGUGGCGAUAUUUUGUAUGACUCGUAUCUUCGAGUAACUGUUUUAACUCAGCAAUCUAAAACAAAGAUUUCUGCCGAUACCGAGGCUAUUAUCGCUAACAUGAAUCGCCCUAAAAAGCAGAAGAGGAAGAAACUUAAAGCCAAAAGUAAAACUCCUAGAAAAAGUGCACAUUUAUUGAUUCAACAUGAAACGAGAAAACCAGUUAGUAAAAAUCGGGAAAGUAAAAGUAAUAAAAAUAGGCGCGAAAGUGAUAUCGAAGAAUCCGCAAAACCCGUUAAACAAUUUAAAAGGAAGUGCACUAAAUAUAACAAAAAAGGUCAAUCGAAAAAAUGAAUGAAACGAACUAUGGACACAAGAACAAAUUUCCCAUAUUAAAAAGUUCUUCCAAGUUUUAUGAUUUUUCUUAUCAUAUUCUUUUUCUAUAAUUACGUUAAAAUAUUGA